This is a messenger RNA of Scleropages formosus (Asian bonytongue), 1367 nucleotides long. RefSeq names its product mitochondrial basic amino acids transporter-like. The transcript has 4 exons. Gene Ontology annotation, cellular component: mitochondrion. The record is from RefSeq and is a predicted model, not a curated record. Gene Ontology annotation, biological process: mitochondrial L-ornithine transmembrane transport. The coding region runs from base 196 to 1107 and encodes 303 amino acids. Gene Ontology annotation, molecular function: high-affinity L-arginine transmembrane transporter activity. NCBI's taxonomy places the organism in Eukaryota, Metazoa, Chordata, Actinopteri, Osteoglossiformes, Osteoglossidae.
CUUAACGGAUAAUGCGGUACAGGAUCCAGGGGCUCUCAAAUAUGAUAAAUGUCUGCAAAUUAAAUUGUUUAUUUUUCUGUAUUAUGGCUGAAGUUGUAAGCCUUUAAAGAAAGUUUAAAAUCACUUUUUGAAAAAGAUUUAAAGACAAAAAAAGAAGUCUAACAGACAAAUAAACAAGGCAGCUUGGAAACAUAGAUGGACUUUCUUGCAGGAUGUAUAGGAGGUGUUGCUGGGGUCUUGGUAGGACACCCAUUUGAUACCGUAAAGGUCAGACUUCAGGUGCAAAAUGUGGACAAGCCCCUCUAUCGUGGCACUUUCCACUGCUUCCAGUCUAUUAUAAGGCAGGAGUCGAUGUUGGGCUUAUACAAGGGUCUCAGUUCACCCAUGAUGGGCUUGACCUUCAUCAAUGCCAUCGUGUUUGGGGUGCAGGGACAUACCUUGCGCCUGCUGGGCCGGGACACCCCCACAAAUCAGUUCCUGGCAGGUACAGCGGCUGGCAUGGUCCAGUGUGUGGUCUGCUGCCCUAUGGAGUUGGUCAAGACUCGCAUGCAGAUGCAGGGUGCUGGACAGAGAAAAGUACAAACAAAACUGUACAAGAAUUCCCUGGACUGCCUGAUGUGCAUCUAUCGGCGGGAAGGGUUGCGUGGAAUCAACCGGGGCAUGAUGAUUACCGUGGUUCGUGAGACUCCUGGAUUCGGUAUCUACUUCCUCACCUAUGAUCUGUUGACACGGUGGAUGGGCUGUGCUCCUAGUGAGUCCUACCUGGUACUUAAGCUUCUCCUGGCUGGUGGCCUGGCUGGCUCAGCAUGUUGGAUUUCCACUUACCCUGCAGAUGUUGUCAAGUCCCGUCUCCAGGCAGACGGAGUGGGAGGGGUCAACAGGUACAGCAGCGUGACAGACUGCGUGCGACAAUGCUGGCAAAAGGAGGGCUGGCGGGGCUUCACACGCGGCCUCAACUCCACACUGCUGCGGGCGUUCCCUGUCAACGCCGCCACCUUUGCUACCGUCACGCUCUUCCUAAUGUACAUGCAGGAAGAUGAAGGCAAAAAAGACUGUGAUCUUGCCCCAGGGGUUUUGCAUCCACAGGCUGAGCCAUCAGGCCUGUGACUCUGUCCAUGAGUCUUGAUCAUCUUUCCAACUGACCCUAGCAGAUAGCUCAGUUCAACUGGAGCCGGAUAUUAGGGUACGGUUAUGACUAGACAUUGGGCUACUGGUCUGGACGACAAACCUGUUUGUUAUUACACUACGAGGAAUCCUGGGCUGCAAAUACCCAACAGUGCUGAUUUCCCAGAGGAUUCAUUCGUGUAUAAUAUAUAACAGUUAUGUUCAUCAUUAGACUGUUUUACAUUUACUUGGCAGAUGCUUUU